CUUGGCGAGUUAUUUGAUUCAGAAGGUCGAUCCGCGUGAAAAUGAGCAUCCUGCAGAAGAUUGCUGAAAUAGAGGCCGAGAUGGCCAGGACACAAAAGAACAAGAACACCAUGGGUCAUUUGGGAUUGUUGAAAGCGCGUCUGGCUAAACUUAGACGAGAACUUAUCGAGCCUAAAGGUGGUUCGGGUGGAGGUGGUGAAGGUUUUGACGUUGCUAAAACUGGCGAUGCACGUAUUGGUUUCGUUGGUUUUCCGUCUGUCGGGAAGUCGACACUUCUGUGUAACUUAGCUGGUGUCUACUCCGAAGUAGCGGCGUAUGAGUUCACAACUCUAACUACUGUCCCAGGCGUCAUAAGAUACAAAGGCGCUAAAAUUCAGUUACUUGAUUUACCUGGGAUUAUAGAAGGCGCUAAAGAUGGUAAAGGUCGAGGAAAGCAAGUUAUAGCUGUUGCCCGAACCUGCACUCUCAUUCUUAUGGUCUUAGAUGUCCUUAAACCUUUGCAGCACAAAAAGCUUCUAGAACAUGAGUUAGAAGGAUUUGGCAUACGAUUAAACAAAAGUCCUCCUAAUAUCACCCUGCGUCGUAAAGAUAAGGGAGGUUUGAAUUUCCAAGCUAUGGUUCCCCAGUCUGAAUUAGAUAAAGAAACAGUGAAAACAAUUUUAAAUGAAUAUAAAAUUCACAAUGCAGACGUCUUACUUAGGUGUGACGCAACCGCUGAAGAUUUAAUUGAUGUCAUUGAAGGGAGUCGGGUGUAUAUACCGUGUAUAUAUGUUCUAAAUAAGAUUGAUCAAAUUACUAUAGAGGAGCUAGAUAUUAUUUGUCGUAUUCCACAUUGUGUACCUAUUUCAGCUCAUCACAAGUGGAAUUUCGAUGAUCUGCUUGAACUUAUAUGGGAAUAUUUGAGUUUAAUAAGAAUUUAUACAAAACCUAAAGGACAGUUGCCGGAUUAUAGCGCACCAGUUAUCUUGAGGUCUGCAUCGCAUACAGUUGAAGAUUUUUGUAAUAAGUUGCACAGGACUUUGAUUAAGGAAUUCAAGUAUGCAUUUGUAUGGGGCUCUUCAGUUAAACAUCAACCUCAGCGUGUAGGCAAAGAACAUGUUCUUCAUGAUGAAGAUGUUGUACAAAUUGUAAAAAAAGUGUGAUUGAUUAAUGUGCUCUACCUUAUGGAUAGGCAACAUUUUUGUGUUAACUUUCAUCUAUCGAAGUUAUUGUGGACAAAUAGAAUCUACUUGUUGUGUAGAGUCUGCUGAAAUCUUUCAAAUUGUGUUAUAACAAAAAGAUUUAUAAAAAUAAUAAUAAAAUUAUUAUCAUGGA
Molecule: messenger RNA, 1314 nt
Organism: Trichobilharzia szidati
Lineage: Eukaryota; Metazoa; Platyhelminthes; Trematoda; Strigeidida; Schistosomatidae
Source: the annotation of a GenBank genome assembly